GCGGUCACACUGACGAAAACAAACGCGACGAUAUUACAAAAUUAUAAUUUUAAGCAAAUAUAAUAAUAAACCAAGAAUAAUCGACAUCACCAACGAGAGGACAGCGAGGAGCACAUCGCAAUGCCGUCGAGAAGAGGUGCAAGUACCGCCAAGGCCAAUGAGGACGCCCUGAAUGCCCGCAAUACGGUCAGCGGGCCGAGGAGCAAGCGAAUCGCCCUGAACAGCCGAAAUCGGAGUCUCGGUGGAGAAAAGAAGACAAUGGUCGCCCAACCGCAGCGAACGUUCCCGCCAAAAUCCGAGUACGAGAAGUUCUACGAGUCCGUGUUCCUGGCGGAGGAAUCCCAGACGGAAGAAGAAGAGCCCCUAGAUUGCCCAAAGCCAGGUCCGCGCUCUAAGCGACCACUGCAUAUCCUACUAAACGAUGAUGAUUCUCAGUCGGAAACUUCGCGGCCCGCUAAGAUUUCCACCAUGAAAAAAAUCGCUGAGCCAGUGGAUCGAGUAAACGGCAUCUCCCCAAAGCCGAAAACCAAAAUCCGUCAAGAUAAAUUUGAGGAUUACUACACCAAAACGGAACGUCACGUCUGGAAAAAGGAUGCCGAGCAAAUGUUACUCCAAUUGUGGGCGCAAAACUUAAAGGAGUUCCGCGGCGAAUCGAAGAAUGUCCUUACCUACCGGAAGAUGGCUGAGCAGAUGUCCCAGUUUGGGCCGAGCCAUACGGAGCUCAAAACGAAAAUGGACAAUAUGUCUCGAAAAUAUCGUAUAGAAGCUGAGAGAGUCCGGGAAAGCGGAAUUCCAUCUAAGUGGGAAUACUUCCACAAGCUUCAAGCACUCCUAAUUGGCACCAAAGCCGUUGAUGUGUUUGAAGACAUUAUGCAUGAUAAUCCAGCUGAGGCCUUAAAUUUCGAGCAGGAUGCGGAAUCUGAGGAUGAAGAAAUGGAUUUAAUGAAAGAUGAAUCAGUGGGAGUGGAUCGUAAAAAUGGAUUUGAAAAUGAAUUGUGUGCGAAGAAAAGCAUCAAAAGAACGCUGACUCCCUCUCCAACUAUCCCAGACAUCCUGGAAGAAGAGGAGGAAGAUCAGAUGGAAGAAAGAUCACCCUUGCCCAUCCCGAAAUAUCGUACUAAAAGGAAGAUGCCGAUUAGCCAUGCAAACAGAAUCCUUCAAAUAGAAGAGGAGAAACUGUUGAUCGAGCGAGAAAAGCUGCAGGUUAUGAAGGAAGCGCUUCUGGAGCUAAAUUCAUUCCACAAAGAUAUAGUUCAUUUGUGUAAGCACAAAAAUCAUUAAAAUAAAUAUUAAGUUUUAUAAUCGGAAAUUAGUUUGGUACAAUUUAAUGACGUUAUAAAGAUACUGAAUAUUCUUUGCAAUUUGUUUGAAAACUGUGGAAAUAUUAAUUUGGUUAAUUUUAAAA
Molecule: messenger RNA, 1405 nt
Organism: Drosophila rhopaloa
Lineage: Eukaryota; Metazoa; Arthropoda; Insecta; Diptera; Drosophilidae
Product: trihelix transcription factor ASIL1
Exons: 4
Coding region: 121-1281 (386 amino acids)
Biological process (GO): positive regulation of DNA-templated transcription
Cellular component (GO): nuclear body
Source: RefSeq, a predicted model, not a curated record